Messenger RNA from Oldenlandia corymbosa var. corymbosa, 2041 nucleotides. Lineage: Eukaryota; Viridiplantae; Streptophyta; Magnoliopsida; Gentianales; Rubiaceae. The record is from the annotation of a GenBank genome assembly.
UGUUCUCUCUGCUAUCAAGAAGUAGUGCUGUUCAUUCGUUUCAGAGUCCCAAGAUUUAUCUCUUUCUUCUUCACCUCUCUCUCAGUAGACAGUAGUAGUAGUACUUCUACCAUCCAUCCCAUUCCCACCACCCCAUUCUUGUUUGUUUUUUAUACCCUUUGCCUUCACCAUAUAUUUCCAUCUUGUUUAGUCACACCUCACAAAUUCAUAUCUUGUCUCCCCUCUUACUUUUUCCUUUCCCUCAAAUAUAUAUAUAGGGCUUCUCUUAAUGGCUUAUAUAUAUACACACACACACAUGAAUGGAUGAAUGAAACCCUUCAAUCAAAAUUGCAUCUUUUUGUAAUUUGGUGUUCUUGUUCACCACACAAAAUACAACUUUUUGGUCAUCUUCUUCUUCUUCUUCUUAGGUUCUCUCCAUUCCUCUCUUGAGAAAAAUUGCAUCUUUCCUAGCUAGCUUAUAACAAUCAUGAGUGAUUAUCCAUCUUACUCUAAUUACUUCAAUGGAUGGUUUGCUCUCAAUAAUCCCAUCAGUUAUCAGUUUCCUUCAACCAAUAGUACUACUACAUCAUUUUACCCUAAUAAUAAUUCCAGUACUACCUUCAACUGCUACUAUUCAUCAAACUCUUCUUCUUCCACCUCUUUCCUUGAUUAUCAUCACCAACAACAGUUCUGCUCAUCAUUUGCACCACCAUCACCACCUAAGAAAGAAGCUCUACCCCUUUUGAGUUCAAGCCCAGUUAGGGCUUCAGAAGCAUCAUCUUCUUCUUUCAACAGUUGUGCCAUGGAAGUUGAGAAAACAAACAAGGAGAAAUUAGGACACAACUUCAUCUGCAACUUUGCUGAUCAUCAUGAUGAUCAAGAUGAAGCUUCUGUGACUUUGUCUUUACAUCUAGAUUUAGGGCUCUCCACACCUACCUCGGUUAAUGUUGAUGAUGAUCUGAUGAUCUCAAAGAUCUGUUCAUCAGAAGCAGCUAUGGAUAGGGAAGUAGUAGUAGAACAAGAAGAUGAUGAAGAAGAGGAAGAAGUUACUGUAGCAAACAAUGGAUAUUCCUCAUCUACCAGUACUACUACUCUUCAUAAGGGUCAAUAUUGGAUUCCAACACCAGCCCAGAUUCUGAUUGGUCCUACUCAAUUCUCAUGUCCACUUUGCUUCAAGACUUUCAACAGAUACAACAACAUGCAGAUGCAUAUGUGGGGGCAUGGAUCUCAAUACAGAAGAGGACCGGAAUCUUUAAGAGGAACCCAACCGACAGCGAUGCUCCGGCUACCUUGCUAUUGCUGCGCACCCGGUUGUCGAAACAACAUUGAUCAUCCGAGGGCGAAGCCAUUGAAAGAUUUCAGGACUCUUCAGACACAUUACAAGAGAAAACACGGGAUCAAGCCGUUUAUGUGUAGGAAAUGUGGUAAGGCAUUUGCUGUGAGGGGUGAUUGGAGAACCCAUGAGAAGAAUUGUGGGAAGCUGUGGUAUUGCACCUGUGGUUCUGAUUUUAAGCACAAAAGAUCGCUGAAAGAUCACAUCAAAGCCUUUGGGAAUGGACAUGCGGCUUAUGGGAUUGAUUGUUUCGGAGAAGAAGAAGAUGAACCCGCCUCAGAAAUCGAGCAGGAUAAUGAGUCCUCUCAAUGAUUUCAUCAAGUUUUUCCUUUUGCUGUCUCAGAAUGAAGUCCAUUUUGGAGAGAAUGAAUGUAGUUUUGAGGCCUAUUUUUCAUGCUUUUUGUUUAGAGUUUUUCUAGCUUCAUUUAAGUUAGUUUCAUGAUCUGUAGUUAGUAUGUCCAUUGGAGACAAUAUCACUGCAUAUUUCCAAGUUGGAGACACUGUUAUAUGAUGAAGUCAUUGUAAAUGCAGCUUUGAUUACUCGCAGUCAAUUGUCCUUUUGGGUGUGUGGCUUCUCAAGUUAUAUGGAAAGCUGAAUACGACUAUCAAAAAUCAAAAUAUAUAGAAAGCCAUUCCAUGAUGAGUAAUGUACCUUUAAUAACUGUUACAUUUUGGCCUUUUGCUUCUUACAGUUUUUAUAUUAAAGAGUUUUACCAAUUUGAGAUACUA